Messenger RNA from Anopheles funestus (African malaria mosquito), 415 nucleotides. RefSeq names its product probable small nuclear ribonucleoprotein G (gene SNRPG). Lineage: Eukaryota; Metazoa; Arthropoda; Insecta; Diptera; Culicidae. The transcript is spliced from 3 exons. Gene Ontology annotation, cellular component: U2-type prespliceosome; U2 snRNP; P granule. Gene Ontology annotation, biological process: spliceosomal snRNP assembly; mRNA splicing, via spliceosome. The coding region runs from base 131 to 361 and encodes 76 amino acids. Gene Ontology annotation, molecular function: RNA binding. The record is from RefSeq and is a predicted model, not a curated record.
CUGUCUGCUCAUUCCGAACCGUCAAACCGCUGUCAAACAAACCCAAACAACGCGCGUUCUCAAUUUGCGGUGAUUUGUGGUGUGAAUAUUCCUUGCUUUUCAUCGAAAUAUUAAACAAUCUACAUAAAAAAUGUCGAAAGCACACCCGCCAGAGCUGAAGAAGUACAUGGACAAGCGGCUCUCACUGAAGCUCAAUGGAGGACGAGUUGUGUCCGGCAUCCUGCGUGGUUUCGAUCCGUUUAUGAACGUAGUAGUAGACGAAUCUAUUGAGGAAUGCAAAGAUGGCACCCGUAAUAACAUCGGAAUGGUGGUUAUUCGGGGCAACAGUAUCAUCAUGGUGGAAGCAUUAGAUAGGAUAUAGUCGGCUACCGGUAUAUAACCUUCGAAUAAACUAAACAACACGUGGAAAACUUUA